Messenger RNA from Scatophagus argus, 2221 nucleotides. It is a transcript of the gene notum2, whose product is annotated as notum pectinacetylesterase 2. Gene Ontology annotation, molecular function: hydrolase activity. The coding region runs from base 613 to 2142 and encodes 509 amino acids. The transcript has 11 exons. NCBI's taxonomy places the organism in Eukaryota, Metazoa, Chordata, Actinopteri, Scatophagidae. The record is from RefSeq and is a predicted model, not a curated record.
UAGGGGGAAGGAGAGCUCGCUUUUGAGCCGUGGUCCCAUCAGAUGGGAGAGAGUUUAAGGUGGUGGGUGUGUGCAAAGACUUGAAAUAUGUUCAAGAGACGCGCGUGUUAUCUUUUCUCCUCACCACUGGCCAUCCAGUACCUCCCCUCGUAGUGUGGCGUCAGCGGUUUAUCUCAGGCCCUGGCAGGAGCGGCAGAGGAAAAAUGGGAGGAAAUCUGAUCCAUAUGGUGGCACUAUAAAGCUCACGGCUGAUUUGCAGACUUCAUCGAAACCUGGUCAAGGCUUCAACACUACUCCAGACUGGCAUCUUCCCCUAACACCUAGUCACUGCGCUCUGAACUUCUCAGUCUUUCCUCAGCAGCACCAGUUAUCCGCCUGACCCCAGGGGUGCCUCAGCACCAAAGCUAUUUCUUCUUAGAGAGGUAAAUUAAUUUCCAGGUUGAAACACAUUGGAUUUCAUUUAGAUAACAAGUUAUGGACAAUAAGAUUAGAAGAGGAGGAGGAUCUGGUCCUAGUAACAGUGAUAUGUCAUGUUUUGCAUAUGGAUAAAUGGAGCUUGAUUAUGAGUAAUGAUGCAAUGCAUGUAUCUUUUUUUCUUGUGUUGCCUCAGGUAUGAAGAUACUUGGCCAGGUUGCUUUCUUUCUUUUGCUCGGGGGAAUCUGGUGUCAGAACAACCGUAAUGCUAAAGCUAGCGGCAAGUCCACCAAGAAGUCUGGUGGGAACCAAGGGGUUGAUGUUGGCCAGUCUCCCCCUGUGGCUGAUCUGAUUCCUGGGAGCACUGGGAACUCCAGAGGCACUGGAGGCUCAGCUGAAGCAGGACGGGAAAAUGCUGCCGGAGCUCGAGCAGCUGGACAACAGACAGAUGAUAUGAGGCUGCACUUCCUCAAGAACACCCAAGUUACAUGUAAUGAUGGAACAGCAGCUGGGUUUUACCUAAAGGAGUUCAGAGGAAGCCGCCGAUGGCUGUUAUUUCUGGAAGGGGGCUGGUGCUGCCACAGCAAAGAGACCUGUGAUUCCAGGUACCAAAAUAUACCCCGACUAAUGAGCUCAUCAGGGUGGCCCCAGACAAGAAGAGGAACUGGAAUAUUGUCUUCUCAAGCAGAAGAAAACCCACACUGGCACAAUGCAAACAUUGUAUUUAUACCUUACUGUUCCAGUGAUGUGUGGAGUGGCACUGGGCCUUCACCAACGCCUCCUCCGAGGGCCCGGCAAGGCAGAGAAAACGAGAGAGAUCCAAAUGCAAAUGCAACUGAGUACACCUUCAUGGGAUCCCUGAUCAUCCGUGAAGUCAUCAAAGACCUCAUCCCCAGAGGAAUCAAGCAGGCCAAGGUUGUCAUGCUGUCUGGCACAAGUGCUGGGGGAACAGGUGUUUUGCUGAAUAUUGAGAGGGUGGCCAGUCAGCUGGAGCAGCUCGGUGCAGAGGCUCAGGUCCGAGGCCUUGUGGACUCCGGGUGGUUUCUAGAGAGUAAACAGCAGAGAUCACCUAACUGUCCUGAGACUAUUUCCUGCUCACCUGAAGAUGCUAUAAAGAUUGGACUCAGGCUGUGGAACGGGGUUGUGCCCAAUAGGUGUCGGCAGCUCUAUAAGAGAGGAGAGGAGUGGCAGUGCUUCUUUGGCCACAAACUGUACUCUACCUUAACCUCUCCUGUGUUUGUUGUGCAGUGGCUGUUUGAUGAGGAGCAACUGAGAGUAGAGAACAUUUACAUGGGAGGACAGAGUUUGACCCGAGAGCAGUGGCAGUACAUACAGAACCUAGGCAGGGAGCUCAAGAACUCUCUGAGAGAUGUCACGGCUGUGUUUGCUCCAUCCUGCCUCUCCCACACACUGAUUACCAAAAGUACCUGGAUGAGUUUCCAAGUUAGAGGCACCUCUUUGCCACGGGCACUGCAUUGCUGGGACAGAAGUUUGGAGGCAACCCGCAACAACAGAACCCCUGCCAAAGGUUGUCCUUUCCACCUGCUGGACACCUGUCAGUGGCCCCAGUGCAACCCCACCUGCCCAGCCCUGGUGGACCAGGCCACCCAGCAGGAGCUCACCCUGCUCCAGAUGCUGGUUGCCAUGGGCCUUGACCUCCAGAAGCUGGGCCUCGAUCCCCAGGGAGAUGCAGAUUCUCUGGCCAGGAUGGUCAGCAAUGGUGGCUAAGUGUUGAAGUGGAUGACAGCCUGAGAGGUAGCCAUGCAAAGGCUUACUAGAGGAAAAAAUGUAUUGAAAUUUUAAUGUA